Messenger RNA from Myodes glareolus (Bank vole), 2626 nucleotides. It is a transcript of the gene Ubox5, whose product is annotated as U-box domain containing 5. NCBI's taxonomy places the organism in Eukaryota, Metazoa, Chordata, Mammalia, Rodentia, Cricetidae. Gene Ontology annotation, biological process: protein polyubiquitination. The record is from RefSeq and is a predicted model, not a curated record. Gene Ontology annotation, cellular component: nucleus. Gene Ontology annotation, molecular function: ubiquitin protein ligase binding; ubiquitin-ubiquitin ligase activity.
UUACCAUGGCUGCCCUUUUCUGCCCGGUUCCCUUUUUCUAACUUCUGGACUGUGGUUUAAGAUGGCCUUGCUGAGGCAUGUAUCUGGAAGAUAAAAAGGUGAGGAUCAUCCAAACUCCUGAGAAAUCUGUGAGGUAGUAGUAUGAGAUAAGAUCUGCCACUACCGGACAGGGAGCAAGAGGUGACGUUGAAGCUGACAAUGAAGAGAAUUUAAUGUGGAUGAAUUGGAUAGCCUCUGUGUGUUCCUUCCAACUCAGUAAGUGCUGCGGAGAAAGGCGGUCCGUGGGCUGCUGUCCUAGGCUCAGACUUCAGUAAUGUUCUCGUGGAGCUGGCUACCGUUGACCAACUUGGAGCAGCUCUAUGACUUUUGACUAGAAGGCUGUUUCUGAUGCUUGGAAGCUAUUCUUUCAGCCACAAAGAUGGUAAUAAAUCUUUGCCUCCCACAGUUCAGACCAAGAAUUCACUGCAAUAAGGUAUCAGCUGAUGGUUAUGAAGUAGAAAAUCUCAUCUCUGAAGACCUCAUAAAGAGAAGCCAUGGCUUUAGGACAGAGUACUUCAUUAGACCUCCAAUCUAUGUGACAGUUUCCUUUCCAUUUAAUGUAGAACUCUGUAGGAUUAAUAUAGAUCUCACAACGGGGGGAUGCCAGAAUGUCACUGGCCUGGAAUUGUACACAUCUGCCUUAUCUAGCAGAGCUUCUCUGGGUUCACACGAGUGCUGGACUACAGACCCGAUGGAGCUGUCUGUCCCAGACAAGGAGGCAUUCACCUUGGUAGGCAAAGUCCUGCUGAAAAACCAGAAUCACGUGGUGUUCAGCCACAGGGGCUUCAAGGCCAGGCCACCUUUUAGCCCAAUGGAAGUCACACUCCUCUCCCCUGCUGUUGUAGCCCAGGAACUCUGGAAUAAAGGGGCUCUUUCCCUUAGCCAUGUGGCCCAUCUCAAGAUCGGAAUCACCCAUGUGACAGGCAGUGGCAUCUCUUGCAUAAAGCGUUUAGAGGUGUGGGGUCAGCCAGCCAAGACCUGCUCUCAGGAGGUCAUAAACAGUGUCUUGUUGAUAGCAUCAGGAAGCCUGCCAAAGGACUUGGGUCUGCACACUCCAGCCUCGCCCAUGGAGAGUGACUGUGACUCUGGGGGUCAGUCUGAGGGCCAGCAGGCUCCCUGUCUCUUACAGGAGAUGUCUGAGGUGGAUGAUGAUGUGCCUGAGGAGUUCCUAGAUCCUAUUACCCUGGAGAUCAUGCCGUGCCCCAUGCUGCUGCCCUCAGGCAAGGUCAUUGACCAGAGCACUCUGGAGAAGUGUAACCUCAGUGAAGCUACUUGGGGCCGAGUGCCCAGUGACCCAUUCACAGGGUUAGCCUUUACCCCACAGUCCCACCCGCUACCUCAUCCCUCCCUGAAGGCCCGGAUCGACCGUUUCCUACUCCAGCACUCUAUUUCUGGCUGCCACCUGCUUGGGAGAGCACAAACUGCAUCAGCAAUGACCCCUUCUGUCAUUACCCUGCCCUCAAGGAAAAGGAAGCAGGCGCAGGCUGAACACAGCCUUGGCAUGAACACCGUUUCCUCUCCCACAAGCCCUCUGCUUUCACCCACUACCUCAGAGCCCACUGCUAAGAAGAUGAAAGGCCCCAGUGAACUCGGCCUUACGGAUAUGGACUGUUCAGCAGGUCCAGUGUCCCAUGAGCAGAAGCUGUCGCAGAGUUUGGAAAUCGCCUUGACUUCCACCCUUGGCUCCAUGCCUUCCUUUACUGCCAGGCUCUCCAAGGGGCAGCUCCAGCAGCUGGGCACAAGAGGGAGCAGUACUGCCAGGAGGCCAGACACCAGCUACGAGCACCCCAGAAGUGUCUGUGGUCCAGAGUGUGCCUCCUGCAAAAGAGCGUUUUCCUCCUACUCCACGAAGGAGCCUGUGUACCAGCUGCCCUGUGGCCACCUCCUGUGCCGACCCUGCCUGAGUGAGCAGCAGCGCUCCCAGCCCAUGAUGUGCACAGCCUGCCAGCAGCCAGUCGCCAGCCAGGAUGUGCUGCGGGUCCAUUUUUGAGGGACCAACCUCAACUGAAGAAGCCCCAUUUUGGGGGAGACCUGCAGGUGAAGGGAGCAAGAGCAGGAUCCCAGUGGCCCUAUUCUCUCCUGGGUUUUAGCACCUCAUGGUGUAUUACGGGGGCUGGGUCAGGAUACCCCCUCAUGCUUAGACAACACAGGAUAAUAAAGCCAUAGGCUGGGCUGGGGGGACAUCCCUGUUCUCCCUAGCCUACCUUGCCACUCUCCCACCAGAGCCAGACUGUUCAGCAGCACUACCCCGGUACCCCAUGGUAUCCGUACCAGGGUUUCUCUGUGUAACAGCCCUGGCUGUCCUGGAACUUGCUCUGUAGAGACCAGGCUGACCUCAAACUCACAGAGAUCCAUCUGCCUCUGCCUCCCAAGUGCUGAGAUUAAAGGUGUGCACCACCUGGCUGCACACAACCUUCUAAUGGAGUUUUGUUGAUGGCGCUCAGUAGACUGUGACUUGGGACCUCAUACAGCCUUCUCUGCCUCAGGGUUACUCAGAAGUAGACCAUGAUAGGGCACAUGACUUAGCCAUGUGUACCUCCUCCCCUGCAGAUACUUGGAGCCUUAAUAAAAUGGCAGUUGACAUUCA